Molecule: messenger RNA, 1806 nt
Organism: Musa acuminata AAA Group (dessert banana)
Lineage: Eukaryota; Viridiplantae; Streptophyta; Magnoliopsida; Zingiberales; Musaceae
Product: cysteine protease ATG4B-like
Exons: 8
Coding region: 278-1576 (432 amino acids)
Molecular function (GO): protein-phosphatidylethanolamide deconjugating activity
Source: RefSeq, a predicted model, not a curated record
CCAUUGAACCAACGUCCCAAGUAGAAGAGGAAUCUUGGAGACGACCUAGAAAUAUUUUGUGGCUUGUGUUGGAGAUCGAUGCGACACGGCGCGCGCGCCUAAUCCCGUCGCUCUUUUUCGCUCGCUCCCUCCCAGGUAAUGACGGGACUUGCUUGGGAGAGUUCUGGACUCCAAAUUUCCUGCACAUAACUCAGAUGAUGGUUCAGUAGCUAGAGAAUCCAAAGCUGCUAAUUCAGACCAGACGGUUCGCCAACGGUGUUUGAAGGCCUCUUUCUUGAUGAGAUUCUUCAGAUCCAUUUUUUCGGUUUUCGAACGACACUCCAACACGGGUUCAGUUGAAAACAAGUCUAGCAAUUCCAGAAGCCAUGGCUGGGUGACAAGUCUGAAUAAGGUCAUGACUAGUGGGCCGAUGAGGAGACUUCAAGAGCGUAUACUAUGGACAAGCAGGGCGGACACUUUGAGGUCGACCAGUGAUAUAUGGUUUCUUGGCAAAUGUUAUAAACUCUCACUUGAGGAGUCAUCACAUGGUUCUGAUGCUCCCAAUAGUUAUGAUGCUUUCCUAGAAGAUUUCUUGUCAAGAAUUUGGAUAACAUACCGGAAAGGUUUUGACCCCAUUGGUGAUUCAAAGUUCACAUGUGAUGUCAACUGGGGAUGUAUGAUCAGAAGUAGCCAGAUGCUUGUUGCUCAGGCAUUGAUCUUUCAUCAUCUAGGGAGAUCUUGGAGGAUGCGCUUGCAGAAGCCACAUGAUCCUGGGUAUAUUGAAAUUCUUCAUCUUUUUGGUGACUCGGAGGCAUGUGCUUUUUCAGUGCACAAUCUGCUUCAAGCUGGGAGGUGUUAUGGUUUGGCUGCUGGAUCAUGGUUGGGUCCUUAUGCUAUUUGUCGAACAUGGGAAACCCUUGCUCAUGCUAACAAAGAGCAAAUUGAAAGUGAUAAAUGCAAAGAAAGCUUGCCCAUGGUUCUAUAUACUGUUUCAGGUGAUGAAGAUGGGGAGAGAGGUGGAGCUCCAGUUAUCUGUAUUGAGGUUGCUGCCAGACUAUGUUAUGAUUUUAAAAAGGGGCAAUUGAACUGGGCACCUAUUCUGUUGUUGGUUCCUUUGGUACUUGGACUAGAAAAGAUCAACCCCAGGUACAUUCCUUUGUUGUGGGAAACAUUUACAUUUCCACAAAGCCUGGGCAUUUUAGGUGGAAGACCUGGGGCCUCUACCUAUAUUGUUGGCAUACAGGACAACAAGGCACUGUACUUGGAUCCUCAUGAAGGCCAACCGGCUGUUGAUAUCAAGAGGGAUGAUUUGGAAGCUGAUAGUUCUUCAUAUCACUGCAGCACUGUGCGUCAUGUGCCACUUGACAUGAUCGACCCAUCGUUGGCCAUUGGGUUCUAUUGCAGAGAUAAAGAUGAUUUCGAAGACUUUUGUUCCCGUGCUUCUAAGCUUGCAGACAAGUCAAACAGGGCACCACUCUUUACUGUUGCCCAGAAUCUUCAGCCCGCAAAGCCAGUUCCUUACGAUGAUCUUUUGGCAGUUGAUACCUUUACUGACACUGAUGAUCCCGUCCAUGAUGAUGAAUGGCAGAUUUUAUGAAGGCCAUGUCUUAAUGCCAUCUGAAAUAUUAAGUUUUAUCAUCUUAGGGCAGGCACCAACCUAACCUGGACAUCAUAUGUUUAGAGGAGCCAGAGUGUGCUGGAUUUCUUUUCUUUCACUUAUUCUUUCUGAUUUAUUGUCAAGAUCCUUGUACAUGUAAAAGAAAGAUAUAAUCCCAUAACUCAAUAAUGGAUGAUAACUUCCACAGGAGUUCCCAACUUUUUGGUGCA